AUGUUGAACACAACCCGAACUUCAUCGAGCGAAGAACAAUCUUCAAAUGGAGUGAUUAAUAGCGACACAACAAAUGAAACCUCGCAGACGAGCAGUAUUUACACGAAUUUAGAACAUCAAUCCAACAGUAGGUCCGACAUAUCUCCAUUCCGAUCUGAUGGAUAUUACCAACUAUUUUCAAGUGAGUUGGAUGAUGAGGACGACGAGGAAUAUCAAGAUGUUAAUGAAGAAGAGGACGUUGAAAAUUUAGAAAAUUUUGACUGGAUUGAUUGGACUGACUUUAUGGAGGAUGUUUCCUCUAAGCAAGAUGAAGAAAAUGAAGAUGAACUUGAUGAUGAUUCAUUGGUUGGCUCUUCAAACGGAGGUUUGAAAAGAGGACGAAAAAAGUAUCAAAAAUUCGAAAAGCCUUCCGUGCUACCAAGUAUAAGACCAAAGAGUCCGCCACGGGUUACAGCAUCAAGCUCAUCCAGUACCACCACCACCGCUACUACUACUACCAAUGGCAAUGCAAAUGCUAGCUCAAUUGUAAAUAAUAUUCCAAUUCCUCCUCCAUCUCAACCAUUCCAAUACCUCAACCCAUUUCCUCCUGUUUUGGGCCCACCUCUCUAUCCUGCAAGUGCUUCCAUCACCAAUAAGAAUGGUGCAACCUCCACAUUUCCAUAUCCAUUUGGACCAAUUUUCCCUUAUCCCGAUAUUUAUCGAGGUGGAAUGAAGAACACUACUCUGUCUACAAGUUCUCAAAGAACUUCUCCUCCACAAUCUCUGCCACAAACCACCACCACCGAAAUUUCUACAACGCCUUCUGACUCUUCUCUCCCAAUAGCAGCUGCUUCUACCAACCAAAACGAUGUUGACGGUGCUCUUAUUCUGUCAAACAUAUUUCCUCCUAACUGCUUAUUUACUGAUGAACAGCUGAAAGAAUUACAAAAUCAAUUGCAACUUCAUGUACAAUUAUUAUUAUAUAAUUAUUUUUUAACUAGUACUCGAGAAGGAUUUCAAGCACAACAUGUUACUUUCAAAGGAUUGAUUGAACAAUAUUUACAGACAAAAAAAGAAGCAAUGAUAAACAAGAUAAAAAGAAUACUUUAUGGAUUUGGAGUUUCAAAAGACAUCAAAUUAAUGGACUUAACAAGCGGGCAGGAAUAUGAGCUCAAGGAAGAUUAUAAAAAACAGGAAUCAACAACAGUUGUUCAAAGAAGUACCGAUGAAUGGAUACAAAUGAUUGGAACAACAAUUUUUGAUAUUGAAGGCUUAGAUGCUGCUGAAACAUUUCUAAAUUUUGAUUAUAGCUUAGUCAUGUUAUCAAAUCAAAUUGAUUGGGAUCUAUUUGUAAAAUUAUUACGUCCCUUUAAAUUGUUCAAUAACCAAAGCCUUCUUGCGGAAGUGCAAGAGAGUAUAUAUUACCUAAAUACAGUUCCAGAGGAUAAUAUUGGUCCGAAACGAGUUGUAUUUACAAUUGCAGAAGAUAAUUUAUUAAUAAUGGGUCUUAAAAAACAUUGGAAGCCUGGAGGAACAAUUAAGUGGGACAAAAUUAAGAACGAUAUGUUUCCAAAUAAGACAUCGAAACAACUCCGUGUAAGAUACAAAAAUAUGAUUGGAAAAAGAGGCCCUCCGAUAGAAGUUAAUCCCUUCAAACAAUUUAGAAACAUUAUAGAACACGAAAAUAAUAUGAGAAAACUUGAUCCUCACGCUAAGAAGAAGAAGGAAGCAACUACUGCGAACUAUUCACAUCUGUUUGAUAGCGUUGAAUUGUUUAAAAUUACAAACAAAUUAACAAGGAACGAACUACCAUGUAGCUAUAAGGAACUAAGUAGGAUACAAACAUACAGAGAUAAUGCUUCCUCUGAUUCAGAAGAUUCAGAAUCUAAGGAUUAUAUAGCAUCUGAAAAUCGUAAACGAAAGAAAUCAGAGAAACCACCAUCGAAAAAGAAAAAGAAGCAAGACACAUCAGAUACUGAAGGUAAUAGGGACCCAACAUCCCCUCCUGCACAAGCUCAGCCAGAACCUGUUCAAAACGAAAAAUCUUCAUCCAUGAAUGUUCUUACUGACAGUCUGAUGCAGCUGAUAGAAAAACCUCCAGAAAACUCAUCCAUUACACAACCUCUCGAAGAUGUUGGAUCCAUAGAUUCUGCCUCUGAAGAUGAAGAUGAUGAUGAAGUACCAAUUUCAAUACCUUUACCUUCUAUUCAAGCACCCCCAAUUACUCUUCCACAAGAAAAAGAAUGUGAAGUUCUCUGUGAUGGCCAGCUUGUAUCUUUUACACGAGAAGAGGAUAAGCAAAUAUUGUUAACGUUAAAAGAUCAUGGAUUUACAGAUAUUGCCAAUAUUAAUGAUCUUUCGUUGAUACAACCUGCCAUUCAAAAAGUAAGCGAUUCCAUUUCAAAGAGUGUUAAUGCUGUACAGGCCAGAGUCCUUAAACUUCAACACUUUCGGAAGAAACAUGCAAAUAAGUAA
Messenger RNA from Naegleria fowleri, 2454 nucleotides. RefSeq lists its product as uncharacterized. Bases 1 to 2454 code for a protein of 817 amino acids. Gene Ontology annotation, molecular function: transcription coregulator activity. The record is from RefSeq and is a predicted model, not a curated record. Gene Ontology annotation, cellular component: nucleus. Gene Ontology annotation, biological process: regulation of DNA-templated transcription. The transcript has a single exon. Lineage: Eukaryota; Heterolobosea; Eutetramitea; Acrasida; Naegleriidae.